This is a messenger RNA of Limulus polyphemus (Atlantic horseshoe crab), 2041 nucleotides long. RefSeq names its product AP-2 complex subunit alpha-like. The record is from RefSeq and is a predicted model, not a curated record. Bases 212 to 2041 code for a protein of 609 amino acids. Gene Ontology annotation, biological process: intracellular protein transport; clathrin-dependent endocytosis. The transcript is spliced from 17 exons. Gene Ontology annotation, molecular function: clathrin-cargo adaptor activity. Gene Ontology annotation, cellular component: AP-1 adaptor complex; AP-2 adaptor complex; Golgi apparatus. Lineage: Eukaryota; Metazoa; Arthropoda; Merostomata; Xiphosura; Limulidae.
CUCGUUUUCAGUUCUACCUGCGGAGAGAGAGAAUAAGAAACAGUUUAUCUGAGUACACUGUACAGUUAUUAUAUAUUAUAUUAGGUUUAAGUGUCUGCACUGGUGCAGAAUAAUUUGUAUAUAUCCUUUUUUUCCUCAGGAAUUUUUUGUCUUUUAUUUUAACCAAAAGUUUUACAAGUGUUUAACUGGAACUUACUGAAGACUUGUCAUCAUGCCUGCUGUUAGAGGUGAUGGUAUGAGAGGCUUAGCUGUGUUCAUCUCUGAUAUCAGGAAUUGUAAAAGUAAAGAGGCAGAAAUCAAAAGGAUCAACAAGGAACUUGCAAACAUCCGUUCAAAAUUCAGGGGUGACAGAACUCUUGAUGGAUAUCAGAAGAAGAAGUAUGUGUGCAAGUUGUUGUUUAUUUUCCUUCUGGGCCAUGACAUUGAUUUUGGUCACAUGGAAGCUGUCAAUCUUCUCAGCUCCAAUAAGUACUCUGAAAAACAGAUUGGGUACCUGUUUAUCUCUGUGCUAAUUAGUGCCAAUAAUGAACUAAUGAAGUUGAUUAUCCAGUCAAUUAAGAAUGACUUAUCAUCUCGAAACCCCAUCCACGUCAAUCUUGCUUUGCAGUGUAUUGCUAACAUUGGUAGCAGGGAGAUGGCUGAAACAUUUGGAUCUGAAAUUCCAAAACUACUAGUUUCUGGUGAAACAAUUGAUGUAGUAAAACAAAGUGCAGCUCUCUGCCUCUUACGACUGUUCCGGACACUGCCUGAUAUAAUACCCAGUGGUGAGUGGACCUCUAGAAUUGUCCAUCUUCUGAAUGACCAGCACUUGGGAGUGGUAACUGCUGCAGUUAAUCUCAUUGAUGCUCUUGUCAAGAAGAAUUCUGAUGAGUAUAAAGGUUGCAUCUCUCUAGCUGUCUCAAGGCUUAGCAGGAUUGUAACUGCUUCCUACACAGAUCUACAAGAUUACACUUACUAUUUUGUUCCUGCGCCAUGGCUUUCAAUGAAGUUGUUGAGGCUUUUACAGAAUUACCCACCACCUGAGGAUCCAGGUGUUCGAGGUAGGUUGACAGAAUGUCUUGAAACCAUUUUAAACAAAGCUCAAGAGCCACCAAAAUCUAAAAAGGUUCAGCACUCUAAUGCCAAAAAUGCCGUUUUGUUUGAAGCAAUCAGCCUUAUAAUUCACAUGGAUAGUGAACCAAAUCUCCUUGUUAGAGGUUGUAACCAGUUAGGACAGUUUCUCCAGCACAGAGAAACUAAUUUAAGGUAUUUAGCUUUAGAAAGCAUGUGCUUGCUGGCAACAUCAGAGUUUUCCCACGAAGCUGUGAAGAAACACCAGGAAACUGUUGUUACUGCAUUGAAGACUGAAAGAGAUGUGAGUGUCCGACAGAGAGCUGUCGAUUUGUUAUAUGCCAUGUGUGAUAAAACUAAUGCUGAAGAAAUUGUUGGAGAGAUGCUUAAUUACUUGGAAACAGCUGAUUAUUCAAUACGGGAGGAAAUGGUGAUGAAGGUGGCUAUUUUGGCUGAAAAGUAUGCAUCAGAUUACACUUGGUAUGUGGAUGUGAUUUUGAACCUGAUUCGCAUUGCUGGAGAUUAUGUCAGUGAUGAAGUAUGGUACAGAGUAAUACAGAUAGUUAUUAACCGUGAAGACGUUCAAGGUUAUGCAGCUAAAACAGUGUUUGAGGCAUUGCAGGCUCCAGCAUGUCAUGAAAACAUGGUCAAAGUUGCUGCUUAUAUUUUAGGCGAGUUUGGAAACCUGAUUGCAGGAGACCAGCGUUCUAGUCCCUUUGUUCAGUUCAACUUGCUACAUUCCAAGUACCACUUGUGUGCGGCACAAACCAGGGCUCUGUUACUUACCACUUAUGUGAAGUUCAUCAAUCUGUUUCCAGAAAUUAGAGCAGAUAUUCAAAAUAUAUUGAAAAGUGAUAGUAAUAUCAGAAGUUCCGAAGUGGAGCUUCAACAAAGAAGUAUGGAGUAUCUACAGCUGAGUCAGAUUGCAAGUACAGAUGUGUUGGAUCCAGCUGCAGUUUCAGGUGCAGCAUUACAUCCCGCAAGACAGUGA